Messenger RNA from Oncorhynchus keta (chum salmon), 8399 nucleotides. RefSeq names its product phosphatidylserine synthase 2 (gene ptdss2). Gene Ontology annotation, biological process: phosphatidylserine biosynthetic process. The transcript is spliced from 13 exons. The coding region runs from base 400 to 1914 and encodes 504 amino acids. Gene Ontology annotation, molecular function: L-serine-phosphatidylethanolamine phosphatidyltransferase activity. The record is from RefSeq and is a predicted model, not a curated record. NCBI's taxonomy places the organism in Eukaryota, Metazoa, Chordata, Actinopteri, Salmoniformes, Salmonidae.
AACAGUAGCUUUUCCACAAAUUGGACGUUGCGCGGAGAGACAAGUAUUUAUGUAGCACAACCUAAGAGGAGAGUCGCCUUAUGUGAUCAACCCGUCGUUUACAAGCCAAUUGUAUGCGACUUUGACGACGCUCACAUUUGAUUUUUUUUGUGUUGUUGUUCGCGAUUCAUCACUCUAGACGGAAUGCCCAUGUGUCCAGGUUGAAGUAGCUAACGUUAGCUACAGUAGCUAGCCUGGAGAGCUGUGGACACUGGGUCUGGCUUUUAUAGGCUAUCAUCAGUGGUUUGCAAAUUGCAUGCUGACAGACUUGGGUGGGGCUGUUUUGGAUGACACACAGUGAAAUAACAGAAGAUAUUCUCAGGAUAUAGCUAUCUACUCAACCUAGGGAUUCAGAACACAAUGACCAAGCCUGACUCAAAGAGGAGCAGCGUGGCUCUUGUCACUGGCAAACCUGCCAAUGCUGCAGAGGAGCAGGUCAAUAAUGGCUCAUCUGACCCUUCAGUGUCCGGUUCUCCCCACCACACAUUGACCCCGGCGACUCCAACCAAACACAAAUCUGCAAAACAAGUCUCCCGAGACAACCUUUCUAGACGAAACACAGAGUCUGAAGUAUUCGACGAUGGAACCAACACCUUUUUCUGGAGAGCACAUACAGUCACUGUGCUUUUCAUUCUCACGUGUGUGUUGGUCUAUGUCACUCUGUUGGAGGAGACACCCCAGGAUACGACGUACAACACGAAAAGAGGGAUUGUGGCCAGCAUCCUAGUGUUCCUCUGCUUUGGAGUGACACAAGCCAAAGAUGGCCCAUUCACCAGACCACAUCCAGCAUACUGGCGCUUCUGGCUAUGUGUCUCCGUUGUCUACGAGCUAUUCCUUAUCUUUGUGCUGUUCCAGACGGUCCGUGAUGGGAGACAGUUUAUGAAGUACAUUGACCCCAAACUGGGGGUAGCCCUGCCGGAGAGGGACUAUGGCGGCAACUGCCUCAUAUACGACCCGGGGAACACCACCGACCCCUGGCAUAACAUCUGGGACAAGAUGGAUGGCUUUGUCCCCGCUCACUUUCUUGGCUGGUAUAUUAAGACACUUGUGAUCAGAGACUGGUGGAUGUGUAUGAUCAUCAGCGUGAUGUUUGAGUUCCUGGAGUACAGUCUGGAGCACCAGCUUCCCAACUUCUCUGAGUGCUGGUGGGACCAUUGGAUAAUGGAUGUGCUGGUGUGUAAUGGCCUGGGGAUCUACGCUGGGAUGAAGACCUUAGGCUGGCUGUCUAUGAAGCCCUACCAGUGGCAGGGACUGUGGAACAUCCCCACAUACAAAGGGAAGAUCAAGCGCAUGGCCUUCCAGUUCACACCCUACAGCUGGGUCAAGUUUGAGUGGAAGCCUGCCUCUAACCUACGCAGGUGGCUGGCUGUCCUGGGAAUCAUCUUCAUGUUCCUGCUGGCGGAGCUGAACACCUUCUACCUGAAGUUUGUGCUGUGGAUGCCUCCGGAGCACUACCUGGUGUUGCUUCGCCUCGUCUUCUUUGUCAACGUGGGCGGAGUGGCCAUGAGGGAGAUCUACGACUUCAUGGACGACCCGAAGUUCUAUAGGAAGCUGGGGCAGCAGGCGUGGCUGGUGGCGGCCAUCACCGUGACCGAGUUCCUCAUCGUAGUCAAAUACGACCCCAGGACCAUCAUGCUGCCCAUCCCCUUCUUCGUCACCCAAUGCUGGUUCCUGGGUAUCGUCCUCAUCCUCAGCUGGACAUUGUGGCGCUUCUUCAUCCGUGACAUCACUCUCCGCUACAAAGACGCUCGCCGACGGAAGCAGGAGGUCACAGGGGACUGUGGCCGUCCCCAUGGCAACGGUGGCACGGCAACCCCGUCGGGACGCAGCAAACUCAACGGCAUCUCCGAGUCUCUCCGACACAGGAAGUCCUGAGAGGCGGAGCCUGCUGCUGGUAGGGGGUGGGGAAAGGGACAAAAAAAAAGAGCCGCAAAGCGCUGCAGCGCCAUACACACGCAGGGCACCUGGAUCACAAGUGUAGAGGUGUGUCUGGGGGAAGGGGGAUGUUGUUCUUGUGCCUACCUGAACAGUGUCAUAGUCAUUCCUGUGCUGGCUUUUCACUGUUAACACUAAUCACAGAACAAAACACCGAACAGGGAUUUGGGGUUGUGGUGUCAGCUAGCUAUCCCAUACUACAGGGAUUUACCUCAUGUACGUUCAUUGUGUAAUCGUGCUGGGAACUUUACGGGGGCAAUUUUAUUAUUCUGUUAUAUGUUGAAAUUUAAUUGGGUCCAAAAUUGUAUUUUUCUGCGAAACUGGGAUCACAAAGGGUAUUGGGUUGGGACAGAUGAUGGAUUUUGUUUUCACGUGGCAGAAUUAUGUUAACUUAAAAUGUAAUCAGGAUAAAGUAAGGGUUUUGGAGGGAGAGGAAUUGAACCCCCCAAGGGGCCAGCAAACAUACUUACAAGCUAAAUAACAGACAAAGCUUUGAACAAAUCCCUGUUCAAGCCAUUUUCUGCUAAAGCAGGGUUUCCCAAACUCGGUCCUGGGACCCCCCUGGGUGUAUGUUUUUUUUCCUCUAGCACUACACAGCUGACUCAAAUGAUCACCGUUUGAUGAGGAGUUGGUUAUUUGAAUCAGCUGUGUAGUGCUAUGGCAAAAAACAGAACGUGCACCCAGGGGGGGGGCGCACCAGGGUUUGGGGAAACCCUGGUCUAAACCAUUUGGGCUGUGCCACUCAACCUGCGCUAGGGCAAUUAAGUCCCAAUGCCGUGGAUUGCAAUCGUUAUAUCCUAGUAACAUGUGGUAAUGAUGGCUGAAACAUGACAGACGAUGGUAUUCAAACCAAAUUGGAUGCAAAGGAGGGAUGCAAAGCUGGCCAAAACGAGCUUUAAAUACAGAAUGAACAUCUGUACAAUUCUAAAAUAUGCUUAAAGAAUGCAGGGCACACACAGCCAUUGGAGAAAUGUGAACCAUGUCUGACACACCUGUAUUUAAUUAGGCUCUUUAACGUCUUAAUUAAUCACACUGGCGUCGUUCAUGGGAAAUGCGUCUCAGAAUAGCCAAAAGCCAGGUGACGGGUAACAAUUAGUGUGGGCUUUCAAGUUGAAGUGGUAGCUACAGUAUUAUAUAACCCAUGGGCCCUCGCCGCACUGUUCGUCAUGGGUGACUCAAGCCUAGAUGACAUGAAGGGACUGAGAGGUGUCCACAUUGUGGAUGUUGGCUACAGACUUAAUCCACUUGUGUUGGUGAUCACCCACCCAAUAAAUAAGGGGGAGAAAAAAAGCACAUCACAAAGAUGAGACUAAAGUGGGCAGCCUUUGCACUGCUCAGGGCUCAAUGGUGACUCUUGUUGGGACAUGAACUUCGGCACCUUGAUUCCAUGUGUAAUUACAAGCACCAUCCAAUGUAAAAUAACUAGUUGUGAGUCGCAAUAGGUAUUUGUGUGUGUCACUGGAUGGAGAGUAGAAGACUUGUGCUAAAUAGUUCCAAACUGCCUGAUGUGACCUAGAACAUGCUUAAUGCCAUUUAUAAUAUAUUGUGAAUGUAAACCAGCAGCUCUAAACCUUAAAAUAAGGCGGCUUCUCAUUAAACACCAAUUAUUUAACAUGUUAUGUGGUGGUUAUAAACUGGGCUGUAGUGCAACGUAGAAUCAGAGGAGUUUGCCAUUGAAGUCUAUAUAUAUUUCUCCAAAAGAUUCCUUUUUUAAUUGUAAUGCUCCUUCCUCUCUCCUUCCAGAAAUGUUUCUGAAAAUUAUGGCGUGUGUAUAUUUGUCUGUAUAUAUGUGUGCAUGCAUACAUACAUUAUAUAUACAUACAUAUCUCUGUCUCUCUGUGUGUCUGUCUGUGCACAGUACCAGUCAAAAGUUCAUACACACCUACUCAAUGGUUUUUCUUUAUUUUUACCAUUUUCUACAUUGUAGAAUAAUAGUGAAGACAUCAAGUUAAGAAAUAACACAUAUGGAAUCAUGUAGUAACCCAUUUUUGUUUUUUUAACAAAUCAAAAUAUAUUUUAGAUUUGAUUCUUCAAAGUAGCCACCCUUUUCCUUGACGGCUUUGCACACUCUUGGCAUUCUCUCAACCAGCUUCACCUGGAAUGCUUUUCCAACAGUUUUGAAGGAGUUCCCACAUGUGCUGAGCACUUGUUGGCUGCUUUUCCUUCACUCAGCGGUCCAACUCAUCCCAAACCAUCUCAAUUUGUUUGAGGUUGGGUGAUUGUGGAGGCCAGGUCAUCUGAUGCAGCGCUCCAUCACUCUUCUUCUUCGUCAAAUAGUCCUUACACAGCCUGGAGGUGUGUUGGGUCAUUUGUCCUGUUGAAAAACAAAUGAUAGUCCCACUAAGCGCAAACCAGAUGGGAUGGCGUAUCUCUGCAGAAUGCUGUGGUAGCCAUGCUGGUUAAGUGUCCCUUGAAUGUUAAAUAAAUCGGACAGUGUCACCAGCGAAGCACCAUAACACCAGUUCCGUGCUUUACGGUGGGAAAUACACAUGCGGAGAUCAUCCAUUCACCCACACCGCGUCUCACAAAGACACGCCGGUUAGAGCCAAAAAUCUCCAAUUUGGACUCAUCAGACCAAAGGACACAUUUCUACCGGUCUAAUGUCCAUUGUUUGUAUCUUGGUCCAAGCAAGUCUCUAAUUCAUAUUGGUGUCCUUUAGUAGUGGUUUCUUUUCAGCAAUUUUGACCUUGAAGGCCUGAUUUCACACAGCCUCCUGUGAACAGUUGAUGUAGAGAUGUGUCUGUUACUUGAACUCUGAAGCAUUUAUUUGGUCUGCAAUUUCUGAGGCUGGUAACUCUUAUGAACUUAUCCUCUGCAGCUGAGGUAACACUGGGUCUUUUCCUGUGGCGGUCCUCAUGAGAGCCAGUUUCAUCAUAGACCUUGAUGGUUUUUGCAACUGCAAAAAUACAUUUUAAAGUUCUUGAAAUGUUCCGUAUUGACUGACCUUCAUGUCUUAAAGUAAUGAUGGACGGUUGUUUCUCUUUGCUUAUUUGAGCUGUUCUUGCCAUAAUAUGGACUUGGUGUUUUUCCAAACAGGGCUAUCUUCUGUAUACCACCCCUACCUUGUCACAACACAACUGAUUGGCUCAAAGGCAUUAAAAAGGAAAGAAAUUCCACAAAUGAACUUUUAACAAGGCACCCCUGUUAAUUUAAAUGUGUUCCAGGUGACUACCUCAUGAAGCUGGUUGAGAGAAUGCCAAGAGUAUGCAAAGCUCUCAAGGCAAAGGGUGGCUAUUUUGAAGCAUCUCAAAUAUAAAAUAUUUUAUUUGUGUGACAGUUUUGGUUACUACAGUGUAGAAAAUAGUGAAACAUUAAGAAAAACCCUUGAAUGAGUGUGUUUUUAACUUUUUACCAGUAGUGUGUGUGUACAGUGCCUUUUCAAAGUAUUCAGACCCCUUGAUAUUUUCCACAUUUUAUGUUACGGACCGAUUCUAAAAUGGAUUUAAAAAAUACAAAUAAUUCAAUCUACACUACCUCAUGUCAAGGCAAAGUUUAUUUUAUUUUUUGCAAUUGUAUAAAUAUAGAAACUGAUGCCUUGUUUACCUAAGUAUUCAGACCCUUUUCUAUGAGACUCGAAAUUGAGCUCAGGUGCAUUCUGUUUCUGUUGAUCAUCCUUGGUAUUUCUACAACUUCAUUGGAGUCCACCUGUGGUAAAAAAACAUGAAUUGAUUGGACAUGAUUUGGAAAUAUAAGGUCUCAUAGUUGACCGUGCAUGUCAGAUCAAAAACCCUACCAUUAGGUCGAAGGAAUUGUCCGUAGAGCUCCGAGACGGGAUUGUGUCGAGGCACAGAUCUGGUGGAAAAGUAUCAAAAAAUGUUUGGAGCAUUGUAGAUCCCCCCAAGAACACAGUGGCCUCCAUCAUUCUUCCUAGAGCUCUAGAGUUCCUCUGGGGAGAUGGGAGAACCUUCCAGAAGGACAACCAUCUCUGCAGAACUCCACCAAUCAGACUUUCAUGGUAGGGUGCCCAGACGGAAGCCACUCCUUAGUAAAAGGCACAGAACAGCCCGCUGUCAGACCAUGAAAAACGAGAUUAUCUGGUCUGAUUGAACCAAUAUUGACCCUUUACUCAGUACUUUGUUGAAGCACCUUUGGCAGCAAUUACAGCCUCAUGUCUUUUUGGAAUGACGCAACAAGCUUGACACACCAGUAUUUUGGGAGUUUCUUCCUCUUUGCAGAUCAUCUAAAGCUCUGUCAGGUUGGAUGGGAAGUGUCGCUGCACAGCUGUUUUUAAGUCUCUUCAGAGAUGUUUGAUCAGGUUCAAGUCCAGGCUCUGGAUGAGCUACUCUAGGACAUUUACAUACUUGUCCCGAAGCCACUCCUGCAUUGUCUUGGCUGUGUGCUUAGGGUCGUUGUCCUCUUAGAUGGUGAACCUUCACCCCCAAUCUGAGGCCCUAAGCGCUCUGGAGCAGGGUUUCAUCAAGGAUCGCUGUACUUUGCUCUGUUCAUCUUUGCCUUGAUCCUAAUUAGACUCCCAGUCCUUGCUGCAGAAGAACAUCCCACAGGAUGAUGCUGUCACCACCAUGCUUCACUGUAAUGAUGGUGCCAGGUUUCCUCCAAACCUGAUGUUCGGCAUUCAGCCCAAAGAGUGCCAUUUUGGUUCAGACCAGAGAAUCUUUAGGUGCCUUUUGGCAAACUCCAAGUGGGCUGUCGUGCCUUUUACUGAGGGGCUUCCGUGUGGCCGCUCUAUCAUAAAUGCCUGAUUGGUGGAGUGCUUCAGAGAUGGUUGUCCUUCUGGAAGGUUCUCCAAUCUCCAGAGGUACUUUGGAGCUCUGUCAGAGUGACUGUCGGGUUCUUGGUCACCUCCCUGACCAAGGCCCUUCUCCCCCAAUUGCUCAGUUUGGUUGGGUGGCCAGCUCUUGUAAGAGUCUUGGUGGUUCCAAACUUCUUCCAUUUAAGAAUGAUGGAUGCCACUGUGUUCUUGGGGACCUUCAAUACCGCAGAAAUCAUUAUGGGGUAUUGUGUGUGUAGAUUGUUACAUUUACAGCCUUCAUCAAUGUGUAAAAAGUCCAGGGCUCUGAAUACUUUCCAAAUGGGGGGUGUGUGUGUUUUUUUAAAAUUGGUUUCAGAACAUUUUGCCCCCUUUGAAUAUGCAGGCUGCCUGUACAAAAACAAAAAAAUGUUUAGCUGAAGUAUCCCUAAGUCUGUACCUGUUUUCUUGUACUAUAUUAUAUGUUGGAGUGUCUUGAAGAUGACACUAAGAUUUUUUUUUUUUAAUUAUUAUUAUUUUAGACGUGGGCCCGGGAAUUCAGUCUACCGUGCCCGUUGUGAAGGAUCAGGAUUUCGGGCCAAUUCUAUUUCAAUUCAGGAAACUCUGAUGAUGAUGAUUGAAAUUCAAAGUAUUUGCUUGAUAAUUGUUCAUUGUUUUCUAUGUUUACUUUUCAAGCUGAUGGCACUGAAAUGAGAUUGAUCCCCAAACCUGCUUAUUCUCCAAAACCCGAUCCCCAAGCAACAGAGACUAGAGUCUGGUUUCAAUGAUGGGCUCUUUUGGCAUAGAGGAACUAUGUCAUUGCCUACGUUGAUAAGGGUGAGAUCUGGUGACUCUUCCAACAAAUCACGAGGCUGACAUGCCAAAACCUUGUGAAGCAAAGGUUGCAGCCAAAAUCUAUUUUGUAUUAUAUUCAAGUGGGUAAAGUAGUUGCAUAAGCAGUGAUGUGGUUCCCCUAUGCCAAAAUAGUCUGUCAUUGUAACCAGAACUUAAUCAUUGACCACAUUUACAUGCACACCAAUAUCCUGUUGUUUUUCGUGCAGUGCGCAGGCUCAAUCUUACAAAUCAUGGGUGUUGUGUGAUAUUUUCAUUUGAUUUGUCAAACAAAUCUCUUCCAAAAGGUAGGCUACCUGCACAGUUCGUACGACCAAAAUAAUUCAAUCAUUCAUUUAGCUGAUUCUCCGUACUGGACUCGAGAUUAAUAAAAAAUUAUAAUAUUAAUAUUCUUCUUUCUUGUUCCCAAGACAUUUGUUGUAUAAUUUUACUGCUAGUGAUAGUAUUAUAUGAGACUGCAUGUGAGAGGUUAUAGGCCCUACUGUCAGUCUGUUUCUGUUACAAUUCCAUUUAACCUAUAACUUAAAUGAGGAAUAUUCAGUUUAUUCACUCCAGAAUAAGACCUUAAGCGGGAUAUGAGCUACUAUCCGGAAUACUGUGCCCAUGUAAAUUUGGUCACAGUGCUUCCUAGGGUCGGGUUUCUGAGACUCAAAUCUGUUUGACUUGCCUAGUUAAAUAAAGGUAAAAAAUGUCUUAGCCACAAGAGGGCAGCAGAUCUCUUCUGUCUCAGACUCUGCCUGUGCGGUUGGUCUGAGAGGGCUGUUAAAGCCAUUUUCUACAGUUUGAAUAAAUGUGAACAUGUAAAGGAUAGUAAACAAAAAAAUGAAAUGCUGCUGUAGCAUGUUAUUUUAUAAAGUUUUCAAUAAAAUCUAAUGAAAAAUGUGAA